AUGAAAAGAACCGCGGAAGUGGGCGCUAACCUGCCGCUCCGUUGUUGAAAGAACAACAGCUGGCAUACAGUACCACACAUGGACGAAUACCGCACAGUCUCGUCUACGUAACGUUGAGGAGCUCUACAAAUGUCUUGAGAAUGGCAAAGGUUGUUCGGACGAAAGCUUUAGUUGUAUUCCUCUUGAGUGUUUUUAUGCACUUCAGUCGCAUGUCAGGUCUCGGGAUUAAUGAGCUGCUUUACUUCCGGGUCAUCAGUCCAGAGGAGAUCGGGUACAUCUUCAGCGCAGCACCUGCUAAAGACUUCGGAGGAGAUUUUACCUCAUCAUACGAUGAGAUUUUCCUCGUGCCAGCAGACCCAGCAGACGGCUGCUCGGAGUUGGAGGACAGAGAAAUCAUACAGGGACAAGUAGUGCUGGUGGAAAGAGGAGGUUGCUCCUUCGUACAAAAGGCCCGACACGUGGAGGAAGCUGGAGGCAAAGCCGUUCUGAUCGCCGAUGAUGCAGCGGACAAUGACAGCCAGUACCUCGACAUGAUCACCGACGGAAGCGCUGCCAAACCAAGCAUUCCUGCCCUGUUCCUGCUGGGACGCGAUGGGAUGAUGAUCAGACGAUCGCUUCAGAGACAAGCGCUGCCGUGGGCUGUCAUUUCCAUUCCUGUCAAUGUUUCCUCGUUGGCCUCGUUCCCACUCAAGCAGCCCCCGUGGACUCUGUGGUAGAAAUGAACCCGCAGCCUCGCAGGGAAAAAUUCUUCAGUGUUAAACAAAUACGCAAGCACUGCCGGUGGACCAGUCAAAUUAGCAUAUGUACACAUGGUUAUGUCACGCUCAAACAUGUGGCCAGAGGCAUGAGGAGCGAGCCUUUCAACAGUGUUCGAGUGGACUCUUCGACCAGAGUUGUUGAACCAGGUGAGGACAGGCAACUUCAGCAAGAGACACGCCUGCUUAUUCUCAGUGCUCAGCUGGUUUUUAACAUGAGUCUCCAGAUACUUCUGUACGGACGAUUUGUUGGUGAAACCGGAAAAUUGACGUUAAUAUGACUCCUAUCAGAUUGAAGUGCACCAUUUAUUUUUGCCUUGUGAAAUAGUACAAGUUAUGCAGGCGGCUUUGGGGGGAGAACAACAACAAAACAGGCCCUGACACCAUAUCUUAUUUAACUCUUGUACAUUACAACAUACCAGGGAUGUCAUCUCACUGUAACAUGAUAAUAAAUACUGCUUAUUUGCAUGAAGUUAAACAGGGUGGCACUCUGACUCAAAGGUUUCUCAUAUGGUUAAUAAACAUGAAGGGUUUCUUUCUUGCAUAAAAUCAUUUAUUGCCUUUCUGAGGUACACAACUUUAAAGACCCACAUUUUCUGCCUGUUUUGCAUAUAUACUAAUAUUAGCGCAGAGGCAGAAUCUCUUCUGCCAAAAAUAAAGCAAAAGGUAAAUACACGGUCGCAAUGCGUCUUCAUCCAUUAAUGGCAGCUGAUCAAUGAAUAAGAAAUAGUUUCAUCUUGGAUUUUAUAUGGCAUGCAAUGAUAUUUUGUAGCUGCUUCUAUAUUGUUGUAUAUGUUUAUUAAUAACGUGCAAAGAGGUCAGUACGAUUCUUUGAAAUUGAAUCUGGAAAACUAGAGCACAAAACAUUAAAAUAUGAAACUUAUGGAGGAGCCAAGUAUUCGAUUUCUGGUUUUAGUUGAUCUCUCGCAUUUUUUUUCAUGGUUUAUUUUCAACUAAAUUUCAAGUUCAUUACAUUUAAGGUUUUAGGUCGUUUGCUGUCAUAUUUACAAUAUACAGUAGUUUUGUACUGAUAGUGUACAGAUAUUAGAAUGAUACAUUAAACUUACUGGACUUAUACCGUGGCACCUGUAUUUUAUUGGACUGUCUGCUACUUGCAACAGUGUUCUUUAACAUGUCAUUUUCCCCGCCCCCCCCCUGUCUUAUUGCCCCUCCAUGGAGGGAGGGGCUGGUGUCCACAAUGAGCUUUCUGCCCGUCUUCAUGUGAACUUUUCUUUGUCUUCAGAGAGCUUGAGCUUCGUUAGGGAAUAUAAUGUGAAUUGCUUAUUUCUUUUUGCUGAAAUUUACAAUAUUUUAUGUGUGAGAACAUUUGAAUCUGAGAGAUGUACUGCUUUACUUUAAGGUCUCUUCACUCGUAGAUGAAAGCAGAGGAGACGAGGAUAGUGUUGUAUUUAUUUGUUUAUUCAUGUGUGGAUUUAAAGUAGAAAUCAGAAGUUUAUAAGGAUCUGUAUUUGUCUACCACUCAGCAUAUGGGUAACGUAGCCUGUCAUUUCAAAUUGUAUUGCCUUAUAAUGUGAAAGCCAUUGUUGGCCAUGUUCAUUUACAUUUUCUCUUAGAAAAAAGGUACAUACAUAUAAUAAAUAAAAUAUAUUGCAUCACGA
This is a messenger RNA of Anarrhichthys ocellatus (wolf-eel), 2374 nucleotides long. Its product is annotated as protease-associated domain-containing protein 1. The transcript is spliced from 5 exons. The record is from RefSeq and is a predicted model, not a curated record. Lineage: Eukaryota; Metazoa; Chordata; Actinopteri; Perciformes; Anarhichadidae. The coding region runs from base 141 to 716 and encodes 191 amino acids.